Molecule: messenger RNA, 3114 nt
Organism: Phanerochaete carnosa HHB-10118-sp
Lineage: Eukaryota; Fungi; Basidiomycota; Agaricomycetes; Polyporales; Phanerochaetaceae
Exons: 26
Coding region: 1-1740 (579 amino acids)
Biological process (GO): transmembrane transport
Molecular function (GO): transmembrane transporter activity
Source: RefSeq, a predicted model, not a curated record
AUGGACGACAUCGAAGAGCAAACGACGAGAAGUGAACCCGACAAAGAUGACAGCCCCAACGCCUCAACUUCUGUUCUGGCUUCAGACCCCGCACCAACGAGAUCGUGGCAAGACGAAGAACAGGUGCUUCCGAAGAAUCACAUUCCAUUAGUGUUUUUCGCCCUUCUCCUCACUACAUUUCUGGCGGCCUUAGAUGAGACGAUUGUGGCCACUGCUUUACCCACAAUAGUCGCCGACUUGCGUGGCGGGAAAGAUUACUCUUGGGUUGGCAGUGCCUAUCUACUUGCGACAGCAGCCAUGAGUCCGCUCUAUGGCAAAGUAUCUGAUCUCGUUGGACGCAAAGCCGUCCUGUAUCCAAUAAUAGUCUUGUUCUUGAUUGGUUCUGCACUAUGUGGCGCUGCUCAGAAUAUGACGUGGCUCAUCGCCGCUCGCGCUAUUCAAGGCAUUGGCGGAGGCGGUAUCCUGCAGAUGGUGAACAUCGUUAUCGGUGACAUAGUCCCGCUCGAAAAACGUGGGACCUUCGGUGGUUACACUGGGGCCCUCUGGGGCAUCGCUUCCAUUGUUGGACCACUUGUGGGAGGAGCUCUAUCGGAUCACGCAUCUUGGAGAUGGUGCUUUUGGAUUAACUUGCCCACAGGCGGCAUCGCCCUCGCCCUCCUCGUUUCCUCAUUGCAUUUCAAUCCCUUACAAAACGACAAAUCUUUCCGACAACACAUGGCAGAGUUCGAUUUCCAGGGCCUAGUAUUAUUGAUAACAGGCGUAGUCUGCCUGCUUCUAGGAUUUAAUCAAGGCGAGACAAGCUGGAAAUCGCCGGCGACUAUCACUUUGCUGAUAGUUGGCGGCGCUGUCCUCGUCAUUGCGGCGAUAUGGGAAUGCUUCACGAGUAGAUCCCCAAUUAUCCCUCCACGACUAUUCAGAACACGGACCACUGCGAUCAUUCUGAUCACGGUCUUCCUGCACGCUUUCGCGUUCUUUGCAGCUUCUUACUACCUACCGGUCUACUACCAAGCUCUCGGGGCGUCUGCGACGCUCGCUGGCGUGAAGAUGCUCCCUUUCUGUCUUGGUGCAUGCAUAGCAUCGUUCAUCGUAGGGUUCUUAGUCAACAUCCUUGGGGACGUCAGGCGUAUUAUGGCUGUUUCUUUCGCCGUCAUGACACUGGGUUUCGGUCUGAUGACCCUGCUCACCAAUACGUCAUCAAUUGCAACACAGGAGAUAUACCCUCUGAUCUCUGGAAUUGGGUUUGGCGGCCUCUUUUUCCCACCUGUCACAGCGACCGUCGGUUUGGUAAGACAGCUAGGCUCGACCAUCGGCGUCUCUGUCGGACAAGCAAUUUGGACGAGCGAAAUUCGCCGACGCUUGCAAGGAGUGCCAGGGUUGAAUAUUGACACUUCCAGCUCAGGAAUUGCCGACAGCGUCCGGGAAUUGAAGAACAUACAGCCUAUCUCCCUUCGCAAUUUGGUGCAGCACGCAUACACCAAGAGCAUAGCAGUCAUUUGGAUCCUCGACACACCUUUGCUAGGUCUCUCUUUCAUCAUGGUGCUUUUCAUGAAGCACUACUCGCUAAAGCGCAAGUUCGUGCAGUCUGACGAGGAAUCAUCGCAGCCGAGAACGGGCGCGGCACCCCCGUCCGAUACCGACGACGCGCAUGCGUCAAGAGCCGCUGACUCUGCGCACGAUCAACCAGAGGCUAACGACGAAGCCUACAUAGCAGACCAAGCCAUAGAAAGCGGUCGCGAGUAGCAGCACAGUUACCGGGGCCGGUCUUCUGGCGGCGGAAGGACUCCCACGGUGCCCUAGCAGAACCGUGGGGCACACCAAGGCACCAUCUCCGUCCGUGCGCGCCAGAAGCCUUGGGCGGCCGGCGCCCUGGCUGACAGGAGUUUACGGCUUCAUCAUGGACCCACCGGUGCUCGCAAACAUAGACCUACGCAACGAGGCAGAAACAUGGACCCUGAACAACGAUCGGUUGUUCAUUCCAGGAAGACACUCUGAUGAUCUGGCUGAUAGACAAGAAUGGACGGUGAUGAUAAGCUAAAGAUUGACGGGCGGGCAGGCGGCACAGGUGCGGAACGAAGAGGGGAGGCACGAUCGUUGCUGUUCUCGAUCAAGAUGUCCUUGUACUUGAGCGGUCUGCGUUGUCAAUCCAGUGCAUUUUUAUCCUAGAUGUAGCAAGGUGGGCAAGCCCGUACCGAGCGGGAGAACACUAGGCCAAGACGACCUCACGCCUGCUUCACGUAUGUAGCAUCCAACUGCUUCAGCUGAGGCAGGGCCAGUAUGACCUUUCGUCGGUAAUGAGCUCCUUCUUUCGCUUGGACUGGGUUACCCUCGAGAUAUACAGUCUCAAGGGUUUGGAUGUGUUUAAGUUGUGGUUCCAAAGCUUGGAGCGUGUCAACCUGGUUGUAGCUCAUCCAUAGUUCUUCAAGGUUCUCAAGAUGUGAGACAUUCUCAAGCUCGGUAAUAAGGUUAUUGCCGAUGUCGAUGGUGCGAAGAUUGAGGUUCUUCUCGAUACCCUCUAUCUUCUUGAUGCCGUUGUGACUAAUGUACAUCUCCUCCAAGCUUUGGAGCUCCUCAAGCCCCUCCAGUUUUGUGAUACGGUUCGAUUGUAUAGACAAUAUCUUUAGCUUCUUGAGCGUAUUCAAGCCCUCUAGCUUUGCAAUCUUAUUCUUACCCAGCCAAAGCUCGUCUAGAUUCCCCAGGGCCUCAAGCCCCUCUAUUCUGCGUAUCCUGUUGCCGCCCAGCUCCAGACUUCGAAGCGUACGGCCAACACCACCCAAGCCCUCGAUGUGAGAGAUCCGGUUUUGUACGAAGUAGAUUGUCCGGAGUGAGGUGAGGCGGUCCAGGGAAUUAGGUACAUGCUUGAGGUUGUUGAAGGACAAGUCAAGAACUUGCAAGCUCGAAAGAGUAUUAAGUGCAUCUCCGACAUUUUUGAUGCGAUUGUCGUAGAGAUCCAGCUCCUCUAGUUCUUUGAGAGGAGCUAGUGCUUCAGGGUCAAUUACUGAGAUGUAGUUUUGUCGCAAACAUAGCCUCUUGAGGCAUUGAAAGCGCUGCAGGCCUAAUUUGCUGGUCGAGAAGAGCUUAGAGUGUAUGAUGUCUAUUUCCUAUCGACUAUCAGUG